GUUUAUCUGGCAUGACAUCACUGUCACCAGACUAUCGACAGUCCGGAGCCCCGCCGGCGAGCUACGCAGCUUGGUUCUAGUGACAGAUGGCCGAUAGAGAGGCAGAAUGUCUCUCCAUUGUGGCAGCCUACCUCCGGCGCAAUGGCUUCGCGGAGACUUUGACAGCACUGACUCAAGAAGCUGGAUUGUCAGCUUUAUCGCUCGAGACGACAGUGAGCCUCGAGGAGCUCAUCGACCGACACCUCUCGGCUCGACUGGUGGAAGAAGAUGCUGCGAGCGAGCCUUCGCAGGAUGUGCUCGAGCAAGAGGCAUGCCCGCCCUGGCCGACACGGGUCACAAAGUCACUCAUGACAAUCCAUGCGACCAAUGUCCUUAGCGUCGUCGCCCAUGACUUGCCGAGAAGGACAUUUGAUACCUCCACUGCAACGUACAAGCACGAGCACAUCCCUUGCUUUGUGACAACGGCGGCAGACAAGACGAUUAAAUUCGUUAAUCUGCAGACUUACGAGUUGGAAGAGAUGUACUCGCCAGCUGCCGGCCCGACGCUUUGCGUGACUUUCCAUCCGACUCAUCCUCAGCUCAUGCUCAGCUCGGCCAUGGACGGCACAGUCACGCUCACUGAUCUCAUCGCGAGACAAACUAUGCAGACAAUGAAGAACCAUUCGCGCUACGUGGUCAAGACGCUCUUUGAUGACUCUGGAAGAUGGCUAGCCUCGCUGGGUUAUGAUAAGCAAGUAGUCUUGUACGAGCUGGAGCAAGUCACGCUAGACGAGGACGAAGAUACGCCCAGCACGCACUGCAGCAUAUCAACAGUCUCGUAUGUCAAACGAUGGAGCAAGCAACUGGGCAAGAAUGUCGAGGCUGGACUCUUCGUUGGUCAAACUCACUUCGUCUUCACUUGCCGAGACGAUAACCAUCUGCAAUACGUCUCCCUCAAAGACAGUUUCGCCAUCAAGCUCUACAAUCUCAAUGAGCUACAAGACUCGCACAUCUCCUUCUCGAUCCUUGCAAUGACCUGGCAUCCGUCGAAGCAGUACAUCUCAUUGCAGACCGACACGCGCAUCUCCCGAAUCAUCCUUGUACCGCCGCAUUCGUCAGAACGCGUGCGGACCAUCUAUACAUCGGCAGAGCAAAGCGAGUGGUCUGUGCCCAGGCACCACUGGCUGUCCAGGGGUACGCUUGUCGCUCUGACGUCCGACGAUGGUAUCGUUCGUCUGGUCGACAUGAAAGGUCGCGUCAUCAGCAGCUACAACGCCCACGGUCCUCUUGCGCCGGUACCGGUUGACGACAGCCGAGAAGAAGCGCCGGUGUAUAGCAGCACGUCUGAAGUCGUCAGAGCGCGCCAAGAGGCAGAAAGAGGCAGCUCGAUCGUUCGUGAUAUAACGGUCCUGGCAGACGGCACGAUCAUCUCUGUCGGUUUCGACAAGACCGUCCGGAUCGCUCGCCCAUACAUCUGACUGAAUCGCCAGGAGGGGAUUGGUGUGCAGCCUAUCGCCGGGCACGAUCCUGAGCAGCUAGCUUGCGUCGAGCUCGAUACUUG
Messenger RNA from Mixia osmundae IAM 14324, 1540 nucleotides. RefSeq lists its product as uncharacterized. Lineage: Eukaryota; Fungi; Basidiomycota; Mixiomycetes; Mixiales; Mixiaceae. The coding region runs from base 87 to 1457 and encodes 456 amino acids. The record is from RefSeq and is a predicted model, not a curated record. The transcript has a single exon. Gene Ontology annotation, molecular function: protein binding.